This is a messenger RNA of Plectropomus leopardus (leopard coralgrouper), 3575 nucleotides long. It is a transcript of the gene lrrc56, whose product is annotated as leucine rich repeat containing 56. The record is from RefSeq and is a predicted model, not a curated record. Lineage: Eukaryota; Metazoa; Chordata; Actinopteri; Perciformes; Serranidae.
CUUUAACAUGUUGAACGUUAGAUCUUUUUAGUCUGCAAUUUCCUGCAACAGGUAGCCUUGAGAGAUGAGUUGCUGUCAUGGGUCUGUGCCCCAGGAGGUCCGGCCUGGCACAGCACGGGUCCUAGUGACUUCCCUGAGUGAAUCAGGCCACAUCAACCCAACUCCUGCCACAAAAUCAUGUGAAGACUCUGAGACAGUAGUGGAGUUUUACCUCUCUCCAGAGAAGCUGGAGUUGCUGUGUGGAACUCAGGACCUCUCUCAUGUGACCUCGCUGGAGAUCUGUGUAAACACACAAGAAAACACACUAUGUAACUUUGGUGCCUACUUGCCCAAGCUGGUGCAGCUCAAAAUGAACAACAGCAUGAUUAUGUCAGUGAGAGACCUGGGAACCACCCUCUCCCACCUGCAGGUGCUGUGGAUGUCUCGCUGCUCCCUACAAGACCUAGAUGGCAUUUCUACUUUCUUCUCCCUUAAGGAGUUUUACGUGGCCUAUAACAAUGUGUCAGACCUGAGUCAGGUUGGCAUGCUGGAGAACCUGCAGCUGUUAGAUCUGGAGGGGAAUGAUGUGGAUGACCUAGUCCAGGUCCAGUAUCUGGGGCUGUGUGGUAAACUCCAGACACUCACUCUGGAGGGAAACCCUGUGUGUGUGCGCCCAAACCCCACUGCCUCCCAGACAGCAGACUAUAGUUAUCGGACUGCAGUGAGGGAGUUGGUCCCUCAGCUGUGUUACCUAGAUGAUCUAAGGGUGGAGGAGGACAGGCUGAGCUUCAGCAGCACCAUGGGAGAGGACUGGGUCAUUCUUCGAAACUCCAUCAGAGACAACAUCUCCUCUCCGGCAGCUGCUGAAGAUGAGGAAACAGCAGACAGUGCAUGUCCUUACAGCAGACCCAGCUCAGCCAGGCGCCCUGCUUCCAGCCUCUCCUGCGUCUGGCCCCUCUCGUCAGCAGGCUCCAGACCCCACACUGGCUCCAGACCCAUGUCAGCAACUGGGCCUGGCGUUCUCUCCCCUCCUGGAUCCAGACCUGGUUCUGCAGACUCAGAUAUGGCGACAGUGGAAGCAGAAACCAGCACCUUGACGCAUGGAGCUGGCAAGAUCCUGUUCUGUGGAAACCUAGUCCAGGCGAUUCGAGCAAAGCGAGAAAAAUUAAGGACAGCACCCACCAGGUCUACUUUCAUGCCCCGUGACCUGCCCAUCCAUGUGCCAGAACACACGUACGACCUUGAGGAGCUUGAUGUUAGAGAACGCGUUGAUGUGUUUGCUGAGCUUCGAGCUUGGAGGGAGCAGCACAGCAGGCGACUUCAGGCCAUAGAGGCAGAAAGACUGCCGCAGGUCCUGACUAUUCAGCAUAGUGAAGAAGAAGAGGGGGAAGGUGAUGAUGAAGAGGAAUGCUUUGGCAGUAUUAGGAAUGACAUUAGUGAUGAGGAGCAUGAAGAGGAUAAGCAUGGUGACAGCUUAGAUACCUCUUCACCAGAUUCCUCUUUCCAGUCUCUCUCCCCAGACCUGCAUCACAGAGAGGCCUUUUCCCCUGUCUUGGCUCCACUGUCCCUGUCCUUAGACACCACCCUGUCCCCUUCUCCCCCUCUCAGUGCUGCAACAGUUACUGGUAAUCGCAAGCCACAAGGGAUGCGUACACGUAGGUUUCGACUCAGCCAGACCAACUCAGAACAAGUACCUGAUUUCAGCAGAGUAGGUCACUCCCCUGUGACCGGUAUAACCACUGAACGGACAGUCGAGAGGGUCCAGCAGUUAACCAGGUCUGAUGGGCCUCUGUUACCCAUGCCUGCACACAUACCCCGCCCACCUCCAACAAGUGCCCAGGGUGAAGGGCUCAUGGAUUCAUGUGCAGAGAUGGACUUAUCAAAUAUACAGUCCGGCAGAAAACCUCCUCAAUCCUGUCAGAUGUCCAAACUCCUGGGCAAACCAGCUAUUACUCGUCCUCACACAGCCAGGGCAGCUCUACAGAAACAUCACCCGCACCACAUACAGCAGCCCUGCAGAGGGAGCUCACACCCAGACUGACACCAGAACCGGCCAAUGUUUGGCCGCCUGAUCAGGAGUCAGUAAUGAUUAAUGUGACUGUUCCAUACCCUUAAGAACAGAGUGGCUGCUUAGAUGCCAUCAAAGGGCAUUCCCCUUAUUUACCCACUCACACCAUGCUUGGAGAUGUGAUUGAAUGACCUGUAUUUUGCCAUAUUGUUAUCGUUACUUUUCUUAUUUUUUUUAAAAGGAUCUUCAGUAGAAUAUAUUGUAAGCAUUCCCAUACACGGUGGGACUCACCAACACAAAUGCAUCCACUAAGCUUCUAACUCAUAGUCCUUUAACAUGAGUAAUUAAGCAAUUAACACAAGUAACAAUUUAAUUGUAGGUGUUGCUAUAUACUGAUAUUAUACUUCUAAUGCCACUGAGUUGUCGGUUUUCUGAUAGGUGGAUGAAAAAUUAAGGGAACUUAAUUGUGACUAAUACCUCAUGUUUGUAUUUCUCAGGUUGAAACACUGAAUUUUUCAUAAAUGCUACCUUGUGUUUAGCCACAGAGCUGUAAAGUUGAUGAAAUGUAAAGGAUAGAUUUAAACAAGGUCUCAGUGAUUGUCUUGAUAUUCCAUGUGUAAUAAUCAGCUUUUACCACUUGAGGACACUAUCUGUAAGCAUUACAUCAGAAACCUCAAUCCAUGCUUCAACCACCUUGAGCAAACUAUCCUUGAAAUGCAUCGCCUUAAAAAACGUUAUAUUCCUUUUUUGUCAGUUUGUCCACAUCUAAGGCAGCAUUUAGAUCAUACAUAGAGAGAGUGAUUUACAGUACACACACAUUCAGCAUGCAAGCUUUGGCCCUGCACACUGCUAAUACAGGAGAAAAUGUUUCACGAUGCAUUGACUGAUACACAACAUAAGUAAUGUAGUGGAACAAAUCCAGUCCAUUUAGAGUUUAUAUGUUCUAACUGUGACAUAUCAUGUUGUUUUCCGAGAGCUAUGGGAAAUUACCCAUCUAUUGCACCAUGAAGGUCAACCUCAGUCUGAUUUUUCCUUGAGACACAUUUGUGACUUCAAGUAUCUGGAUUUCACAGCGAGCUUGUCACAGACGUUUUCAAACUUGCCCGACCUUUUGUAUGAAUAGCUAACGGAAGCACACGCUCACACACACUUUAAGACACACAUUAAAAAAGCAAACAUGUAAAUGUAAAUGAGUCAAAUUAACAAAGCCCUGUUAACCAUCAAACCUUGACAGCACUGCAAACAUUCCUCACCUUAUGGCUUAGGAGAUGCACACAUGUCAGACAUAGGAAUGCAUAAUGUGUGUAUAUCCACUCAGCCAUGUGACAGCUCUUAUGUAACGUGUUGGCACUUCUGAUCUUCCAGGAACUCACCUAACUGUUUCACCUUUCGAUCAUCUUCCCUCAGGGGAGCUUCAUUUGUUGGAUUGCUUGGCUCCUUUGCUCCCUGUCAGGUGUUUUCAGCCACGCUCCCGUCUCACUGGUGCUAUCACGUCUCAAGACACAGAUGGAGGAGAGUGGAAUGAAAGGAGAGGCCUUUUUACGGUGGGAAAGUGGGAGAGUGUCCACCUACUCUCUCUGAAUAGUCU